This is a messenger RNA of Nicotiana attenuata, 1071 nucleotides long. RefSeq lists its product as uncharacterized. The record is from RefSeq and is a predicted model, not a curated record. The transcript has a single exon. Gene Ontology annotation, molecular function: zinc ion binding; nucleic acid binding. Lineage: Eukaryota; Viridiplantae; Streptophyta; Magnoliopsida; Solanales; Solanaceae. Bases 1 to 1071 code for a protein of 356 amino acids.
AUGGCAAAUCAAGUUAUUGUAGGAGCUCUAUUUCAGGAAGGAACCUGUCAAGUGAGACCACCUUACUUCAAUGGACAACACUUCUCCCACUGGAAAAUCCGCAUGGAAAUCUUCACCAAAUCAUACGAUGUCAAAGUAUGGAGAGUUAUCAAAAAUGGGAACUACCCACUGCCUGCCAGCACACCACCACUCGCUGACCCUGAUGAUAUAGACUCAUACUCAAAGAAACAAUUGGAAGCUGUUCAAAUAAAUCACAAGGCAAGGAACCUGCUUCAUAAUGCAAUAAGUGGUGAAGAAUAUGAAAAGAUUUCCAGUUGUGAUACUGCUAAAGAAAUGUGGGAUAAACUCGAAGUCACCUAUGAAGGUACCAGCAAGGUAAAAGAAACCCACAUAAAUAUACUGGUUCACAACUAUGAAUUAUUCUCAAUGAAAGAAGGAGAAUCCAUUGAAGAAAUGUUUGCCCGGUUCAGUAAGAUAAUCAGCGACCUAAAAGCUUUUGGCAAACCAUACUCCAGUGGCGAUCAGGUUAGGAAAAUUCUCAGAAGUCUACCAACCACCUGGCAGACUAAAGUCGUCACCUUGGAAUCUCAAGAUCUAAAUAAGUUGUCAUAUGAUGAACUGCGAGGAGAGCUCAUUGCUUUCGAAAGAACACAUCUGAAGAAGACAAAUCAAGAGGAGAAGAAGAAAACUGUUGCAUUCAAAGCUACUACUGAAGCUGCUGAAAAUGAAGUUGAUGAUCCUGAAACUCUACAAGAGAAAAUUGCUAUGAUGUCUAGAAACAUGGAUGGAUUAAUGAGAAGAUAUAGAAAUACAAAGAAAGGAAGAUUUCCACCAAGAAGAUCUAGACAAUACAAUGAACAAGAUAAGAACGAUGGAAAAUGCUAUGAAUGUGGAAUGUUUGGACACAUCCAAGCAGAGUGUCCAGAACUAAAGCAAAAGAUCCCCAGAGGAUUCAACAAAAACAGAUCAUUUCGAAGCCGGAGUGAUGAGGAUGACUCAGACCACGAAGAAAUAGCAAAUCUCUACUUCAUGACAAUUCUUGAAAACGAGAUUAACAAAACUUCAGGAUGA